This is a messenger RNA of Diabrotica virgifera virgifera (western corn rootworm), 11295 nucleotides long. RefSeq names its product AP-2 complex subunit mu (gene AP-2mu). Gene Ontology annotation, molecular function: clathrin-cargo adaptor activity. NCBI's taxonomy places the organism in Eukaryota, Metazoa, Arthropoda, Insecta, Coleoptera, Chrysomelidae. The transcript is spliced from 8 exons. The coding region runs from base 168 to 1484 and encodes 438 amino acids. Gene Ontology annotation, cellular component: cytoplasmic vesicle; AP-2 adaptor complex. The record is from RefSeq and is a predicted model, not a curated record. Gene Ontology annotation, biological process: clathrin-dependent endocytosis; intracellular protein transport.
CACUUUCGUGACAGAUAGAUAGCAACCGAGUCAGUGAUGAGCAACGUCAAAAGAGGCGAAAAUGGAGAAGUGAAACUUCAAUAGAUCAUUAGUUAAAUUCUUGGAGGCUGAGAAGUUUUGAAUAGAUUUUAGUAUCUGGGCCAUGUUAACUUAAGAUUAACACAAAAAUGAUUGGUGGGUUGUUUGUGUACAACCAUAAGGGUGAAGUACUCAUUUCAAGAGUAUAUAGAGAUGAUAUUGGAAGAAAUGCAGUUGAUGCCUUCAGAGUCAAUGUUAUACAUGCUCGCCAACAAGUACGAUCUCCAGUGACGAAUAUAGCUAGAACAUCGUUUUUCCACAUUAAGAGAGCUAACAUAUGGAUUGCUGCCGUGACCAAACAAAAUGUUAAUGCUGCUAUGGUAUUCGAGUUUCUUCUCAAAAUCAUUGAAGUGAUGCAGUCAUACUUUGGCAAAAUCUCAGAAGAAAACAUUAAGAACAACUUUGUUUUAAUAUAUGAGCUCUUAGACGAAAUUUUGGACUUUGGUUACCCUCAAAACACGGACACAGGUGUUUUGAAAACGUUCAUCACCCAGCAGGGUAUAAAAUCGGCCACUAAAGAAGAACAAGCACAAAUUACUUCACAAGUGACAGGACAAAUAGGGUGGAGACGAGAAGGAAUCAAAUAUCGUAGAAAUGAGCUGUUUUUGGAUGUUUUGGAGUAUGUCAACUUGUUAAUGUCUCCUCAAGGUCAGGUGCUAUCCGCUCAUGUGGCAGGCAAGGUAGUUAUGAAGUCAUAUCUGUCUGGAAUGCCUGAAUGUAAAUUUGGUAUCAAUGAUAAGAUCGUUAUGGAAGCUAAAGGCAAAGGUAGCCUGGGAACAACUACAGAUUCAGAUCCAGCUAGAUCUGGAAAACCAGUUGUUGUUAUUGAUGAUUGUCAGUUUCAUCAAUGUGUUAAAUUAAGUAAAUUUGAAACAGAACAUUCCAUUAGCUUUAUUCCUCCCGAUGGAGAAUUUGAACUUAUGAGAUAUAGAACCACCAAAGACAUAUCUCUUCCUUUCCGUGUUAUACCAUUGGUUCGCGAGGUCGGGCGCACCAAGAUGGAAGUUAAAGUCGUUCUGAAGAGUAACUUUAAGCCAUCUCUGCUUGGGCAGAAGAUCGAAGUUAAGAUUCCCACUCCUCUAAAUACUUCCGGAGUCCAGCUGAUUUGUUUGAAAGGAAAGGCGAAAUAUAAAGCAUCGGAGAAUGCCAUUGUGUGGAAAAUAAAGCGAAUGGCUGGCAUGAAAGAAACUCAACUGUCCGCAGAAAUAGAACUCCUCGAAACUGAUACCAAAAAGAAAUGGACUCGCCCGCCAAUUUCGAUGAACUUCGAAGUUCCGUUUGCUCCUUCUGGCUUUAAAGUACGUUAUUUGAAAGUAUUCGAGCCCAAACUGAACUACUCCGACCACGACGUCAUAAAAUGGGUCAGGUAUAUCGGUAGGAGUGGACUGUAUGAGACCAGAUGUUAGAGUUUUUCUCCAGGAUACAUAUUUGUGGAUAUAUCUAUAUAUUAAACUGAAAUGAUCGGGUUUUGGGACAGUAUUACAAGUGAUCUGAACGUGCUACGUUUUUUCUGAGGAAUACGUUACGAAUUUUUCGCAGAAGUAUGAAUUUUAUACGAGGGUGGAUUGAUAUAAAACUAGGUUUUGAUAGAAAAAACAAGUUUUUGAAGUUAUGCUUCUCUCUAGGCGCGAUUGGGAGUUAAUUUUAUUAUCCUGCGCGCAUGCGCACAUGCAGUAUGGCGUUAAGUUGCUAAAUCUUAUAUAUUAUAAUUAUUUAUAAAUAUAUUAUAAUUUUUGUGUCUUUGGAUUUGUCUUCCUCGGGAGUAAGAUAAGUAGUAUUAUUAAAACAUUUUUAUUUAUACUUCACUUCGUCUGUUUGUUACCGUGAAUUGUCAUUAUGUUCGAGAAACUAUAUAAACAGAGAACUCGUAGCGUUAUUGGUAGAGCAUUCGGCUAGAGAUCGAUAAGUCUUGGGUUCAAAUUCCUAUUCUUUUUUUAUUUUUGGAAAGUGGUAAACAUUAAAAUUAGUUUAAUAUUUAAAUAAAAUAAAAAUAAACUGUUUAAAGUAUAUUUAUUUCGUUGAAAUCAUAUAUAAUAGAAGUAUAAUUUCUUACGUGCGUACAAAGUACACACACAUUCUUUUUUUUGUGAUUAAAUCGAUUUAUUUCUCAACAUAGUCCCCUUUUAGCUCGAUACACUUAUAGCUCGGUUACAUUGUUUAGGUUUGGAACCAGGGGAAAAAGUCGCUGGCGGCAAAAUCUGUGAAAUACGGUGGGUGUUCAACCGAUUUAUAGCCCAAUUCGUGUAAUUUUGCCAAUGCGAGUGCCGAUCGGUGAGCCGGUGCGUUGUCUUGGUAGAAGAGCACUUUUUGCGUGCCAAACCGGAGCGUGUUCGACGUAAUUCGUCAUAGAAUAGAUCCAAUAAUGCUGCGUAGUACUCCCCAUUUAUUGUUUCUCCAUUUUUCAAGUAGUCGAUGUGGAUGAUGCCCUUCGCAUCCCAGAUAAACAGUCGCCAUCACUUUACCGGCCGAAUGUGCACUUUUUGUCUUCUUCGGUAGGGCUUCGCCGCGUUUUCGCCACUGUUUCAACUGUUCCUUAGUUUCCGGUGUGUAAUAAUGCACCCAGGUUUCAUCAUCGGUGAUAAAUCGGCGAAAAAAAUCAUUCGGAUCGCCCCGUAUCAUCGCCAAAAGCGUCUCAGAAGUGGUCACACGUUUUCGCAUUUGGUCGAUUGUCAGCAAACGCGGCACCCAUCGUUUUUAUGUCCAAAUGAUGAUGAAUAAUGUGUACGCGUUCGUAGGAAAUGUUUAGGGCCUCUACUAACUCACAGUGCUUGAUUCGACGAUCUGCCAUAAUCAUGUCGUGGACUUUGUUGAUCAUUUCCGUCGUGGUGACUUCAUUUGGCCUCCCGGGACGCUCAUCGUCAAAAACACUCGUACCCGUACUCGUACUCGUUUCCAAAAUUUUACUGUUGUUAACGAAGAUGCAGCCUCGUUAACUUCGUUCUGGUCGGCUCUGAUUUGCACAAUCGUUCUCCCCUUUUUGUGAAACUUAUCACCAUACGAUACUCGAUUUUUCCAUUCUUCCGAAAACACAAAAGUUGUUUGCUUCUGACUGCUUUAAAAACCAAUCUAAUAGUUUUGUGGCUUAAAAUUUUGACAGACGUCAUGUCAUGAAUGGCAAAUGUCAAAACCGAGAGGAAUUCUAUAUCAAGUAACGCCAUCUACCAAAGGCUAGUUUUAUAUCAAUCUAUCCUCCUAUGUUACGAAUUUUAUAUUGAUUAAUUUUACCAUUGUAUAGUUUUCUUAUUAUAACUAAGUAUAUCUUGAAGUUGUUCCUGAUUCCGACAAUUUCAGUUUUAUCAAGUGUUAAACGAUUCUCUUUAUUUUAUUUGUUUUCAAAAGUACGUAAACGUAAGAAUAGAAAUGUUGCCGAUAUCCUCACAAGCGUUUAGACCCUGUACAGUUUAUUGUUUGUAAAAUAGGUUAUCGAAUUGCAAGUAGCCAUGACAUAUAUAGAAUAACCGAUUUUGAACGAACUUAUAUUGAAAAUUCGUUAUAUUUGUCAACAGGCCAGACAAAUUAUAGUUGUUCUAUUAUAUCUUUGCACAAACGUCAUGAUUCAUAUGCAAACAAGUUAAAUCAAAACAUUAAAUGAAACGUACGUCGAUAUGUAAUAUCAUUGAUAUGUAAUGACAAUUUGUAGUUUAGAAAAUAUUAGUUGUCUCAUUAGCGUAAAAAUAAAUACUUACUGGAAGUAAUCAAAUUAAGAGAGCAACAAUUAGUCGUUCUAAUAAUUAUGUUUGAAAAUAAAAAUCACAAUGAUACACUCACCGGCAGAGAAAACGGGCACCCCAAAAAAUGGGUCAUUUUUAAUGUCUUGUAUUUCCUAAACCUGAUGUCCGAUUUAAGUAAUUUUUUAAUAUGUUAUAGUCUUAUUCUUUAUCAAUAUCGCUGUAAUAAUAUUGUUGCUAGACAGGUACACUGUCAUUGUAUACAGGGUGUACGAAUCAAACUGUGUUUUCUUCUCAAACUUUGGAACACCCUGUGGAAUGUUCUAGCUUUUAUAAAAUACUGAAAUUAUAACCAAACUAUAGCCUCAGGUUUUCUUAACAUUCUGUUUUUUGAUUCAUUCGCUUAUGUUGGAUAAUAAAAAAGUUAAGCACUUUAACAACUACCCCUGUUUUUCGUUAAUACAGGGUGUUUUUAAAUAAGUACGGCAAACUUUAAGGGGUAAUUCUGCAUGAUAAAAUAAUGACAGUUUGCUUUAUAAACGUAUGCCCGCAAAUGCUUCGUUUCCGAGAUAGGGGGUGGUGUUGAAAUUGUUCUUACAAACUGACGAUUUAUUUAUUUCUGUAAAACGGUUUGUGAUAUGCAAAUGAAAUUUGGUAGAUUUUAAGAGGUAGUUAUUGCGCAUUUUUUGGCAUACAAUUAAGAAUUUUAUAUUCACCAUUGGCGUGCAUACGGGUAUAAAUAUUUUAGAUAUAUCCCGUAUGCACGCCAAUGGUAAAUAUAUAAUUCUCAAUUGUAUGCCAAAAAAUGCGCAAUAACUAGCUCUUAAAAUCUACCAAAUUUCAUUUGCAUAUCACAAACCGUUUUAGAGCAAUAAAUAAAUCGUCAGUUUGUAAGAACAAUUUCAACACUCCCUAUCUCAGAAACGAAGUACUUGCGGGCAUAAGUUUAUAAAGCAAACUGUCAUUAUUUUAUCAUGCAGAAUUACCCCUUAAAGCUUGCCGUACUUAUUGAAAAACACCCUGUAUUGACGAAAAACAGGGGUAGUUGUUAAAGUGCCUAACUUUUUUAUUAUCCAACAUAAGCGAAUGAAUAAAAAAACAGAAUGUUAAGAAAAUCUGUGGCUAUAGUUGGGUUUUAAUUUUAGUAUUUUAUAAAAGCUAGAACAUUCCACAGGGUGUUCCAAAGUUUAAGAAAAAAACACAGUUUGAUUCGUACACCCUGUAUACAAUGACAAUGUACCUGUCUAGCAACAAUAUUAUUACAGCGAUAUUGAUAAAGAAUAAGGCUAUAACAUAUUAAAAAAAUUACUUAAAGCGGACAUCAGGUUUAGGAAAUACAAGACAUUAAAGUGACCCAUUUUUUGGGGUGCCCGUUUUCUCUGCCGGUGAGUGUAUAUACAAAGACUUUUAAAUAAUAUGAAAAAACAAAUAAACAAGAAAUGCAAAUAAACCAAUACAGCAAAUGCGCUGAGCAAAUGUCACUGUCACUGAAAAUGAUAACGUCAAAAUUCAUAGUAAACAAGGUAUCAAAGACAUGCCGUAUUGUUUAUCCUUGUUUAACUUGUGUUAACACUCUUUAAUUACUAUUUUUGCUAAUUUUAAUUUUUAGUAACUUUUCUCAAAACGAAAUAAUAUGGGUCAUGUAAAAUUCACAUUUAAUAUACAAACCAAAUGCUAAGAAGGGCCCGUUAAGUUUUACGAAACGAAAUGUAUCCCUAACCAGAUGUUUUUGGUGUGUUCAGUUUAACAAACCGAAUUCCCCAUAAAAAUUACCUUAUUAGACCUUAUGUCAAUAACUCACUUUGGAAAUGCAUUCGAAGACGUUUAUUAAAACUGCAGAAAUAUUUCAAAUUUUAAACGCCAGAUCUAAAUAAUUUAUCGCCUUUCUGGCCAGAUGGUAGAAACACAAGCAUAUUAGCGUUUGUGGUCUUUUCAGCCACAGCAGUUGACCACGGGUCGCUUCACACACUCGCAGCAGGCGUUGGUCGGUCAACAAACCCUCGCUGGGCCAAACAAUCAAACCCUUUUACGAGAUGAAUAAGCACGCCUUUUAACCAAGAAUAAAUAAAUAUAUUAUUGUUCGUUGUUUACACUUAUUUUAAUUGAUUCCGUUAACCCACACCACGGAACAAACUUAUUGUGGUUUCUAUGGACAAGCGGCUUUUUGCGAGACCUACUCGUUUCUGUGAUUAUUUUACGAUACUAGUUUCUGGGAGUAAAAGAAACCUAGUAUACAAAGUAAUUCGUGAAUAAUUCCAUACAUGUGCAAAGAUACACUGGAAGAACUAUACCUCAUUGUUAGUUAAAAGACAAGUUAUCUAAAGUUUUAUAAUGGAAUGUGUAGGUGAGGGAAUACACACAAUAAGAAUGAAUUAAAUAGCUGAAAAGUUCCAGGGAAAAGAUUAUAAGGGGGUGAAAAAAUAUUUUUUUUUGAUUUUCCUAGAAAAUUGCCAUCUUAUCAAAACCCUUCUAAUACGAAAGUUGUAGAUAAUAUAUGAAUCUACAAAUUUCGUUAUAUAUAUUUUUUUUAAACCUCAAAGUUACCGAGAAAAAAAUGAAGAAAAUCGUCUCUUUUCGAUAUUUUCGUUUUUAUUUUCAUUUCUGUCAAAAUUAUUCAAUUUUGGUGAAACUUGGCUAUCACAAAUUAAAAAAAAAUUUGGAAGUUCCUGAGAUAUUCGUAUUUUUUUUUUCGAAAAAGACGAAUCAAAUUCGAAAAUCAAAAUUGGAACCAAAAAAUUGUUUUUGAUUUCAUGUAAACGUAGAUUCUUCUAUGAAUAAAAUGAGCUCUAACACAAGUAAAAAAAUCAAUGUGUAAAAGAAAAUUGUAAUAGUUAAGAAGUAUAUUUUCACUAAGUUUCAUCAAAAUUCAAAACAAAAACAUUGAUAAAGACCAUUUUCUUUAUUUUUCUUAGUACCUAAUUUUAAUGUUGUAAUAUAGAUUAAAAAUAUUAUAUAAUAAAAUUUGUAGUCUUUCGCAUUUGAAAUUUUUCUUGAUGGAAUGUCAGAUUUGUAGGAAAGUGAACUGCUGCCUCCAAACGUCCCCCCAAAUAACCCCCGGAACUUUUUAGAAUGUAUUUUUUUGUGUAUUAUACCCCCACUUACCAAUAUCGAUCAUAAAAUUUUAGAUAACUUUUUUUCACCUUGUUUGCUCAUUUGCCUGGUCCAGAGACUAAAACAAGAAAUUAUUUCUUUCUAAAUUAAUUAGUGCAUCAACUUUUUUGAGUAUAAGUUGGUUUAAUAUCUUUUAGUCUUCUCAAUAGAGAUCACAAGCGAGAAUAGAGUUAACCCAUUCGCUGCCGAUCACGCACCAGCGCGUGAUACGGUUACUUUAGUCAGGUGCCGUUCACGCACCAGCGAGUGAUAUGGUUACUUCAGUCAGGUGCCAUUCAACAAAAUGGCUCCUAGCCGAGUUGCAUUCUCUUAGAUAGGCAGGGAAUGGGUUAACACUUCUGUUUAUGUAAAUACAUGUUUAAAUUUCCGUUUAUUUGAAUCUAAGUCACCACGUGUACACUUACCAGUGAUUCAGGUCUUUUUAUCCUGAAACUUCGAAUCCGAAGGAGAUUCAGCAGAAAUUAUAAAAUUUAAUACAUUCGAACCCGCUUAUAGGAAUAGCCUUCGUGCCAAGCAAAAAUAUUCUUAUAACCGGGAUAUUCUAAUAACCGAUCAUUGGUUGCUAGCCGUAAUAAGUGUACCGACUAUACGUAAUAAUAGCUCACACUAUGUUAAUAUGUAUAUGUAUAUGGUUUUAUGUCUUUUUAUGUCAAUAAUACAAUAGCGUAACGUAUUUAUUAAAAAACCAAAUUACUUUAUAUUAUGUGGAUGCAUACAAUAAUUAAUAUGAAAUGUAUGCAAUAUAUAGAUUAUGUAAAUAUUUUCGUAUUAAAAUACAUAAUACACUUAAUAAGAAAAUUACUUAUUUAGUCUUGAAAUAUAAUCGGUAAUUGUAGCCUGUUUUUUUUACAUAAAAUACUUAGUCACUUUUGUUGCCAUGAAUUAUUUUUUUUAUGGCAUAGACUUGGGUGUCAUUUAGCCAGUCACAACUUUUUUUGUUGUUUAAAAAUUAGAAAAAUUUACAAUGGUUUGGCCAUCCCGAAAACGUUGUAUAACUUUACAAGGGAUUAGGAUGGGCGAACUGUUUCUUAAAAAUUUUAUAACAGGCAAGUGGGUGGCCAUAUAUUGUAUAGUUUGUAGACAAAGGAAAUUAUUUUACGACUUAAUUUGUCGGUAAACAAUUAAAUUCGUACUCAUAAAAACGCAAUAAAAUAUUUAUUACCUACCUGACAAACCCAAAUAAUAUAAAUAAAACAACACUACAGGCCUUCGAAGCCCUUGGCGAGAAACCAUAAUACAAGACAUAAUUUAAAUUUUUAGGAAAUUCGAAAUUGUAGGUAAAAAUUUCUUCGUUGACCUGAAAAAUAUUCUAAAAAGCGGUAUUGUUUUAUUAAUACGUAUUUCAAUAAACGAAUAAAUUUAUUAAGGAGUAAAUGGAAACGUUUCGGGACCUCGAUUUAUAUUCCAUAAACCGGGAUAUUCCUAUAACCGGUACUCUAAUAAGCGGGUUCGACUGUACAAGGGUUAUGGACUAGAAUGUUCAAUCCAUCUUGCAAGAAGGCAGCAGGCAGCAACAACUUUAUUGUUGACAUAAACCGUGUGUUUACCUUUUAAUUAGAUAUAGCAGUACACCCAAUACAUGGCAACAUUGCUUCUCCGCUUCCUACAUCGGAGUCGCGCGGAUUUAUUCAGGCAUUUGUCGAUUCUACAGUGACAAUGUAUCUCAUUCUCAUAAACAAUGUUGCCGAUUUUAGCGUUACCUUCAGCCGCCUAUCUCUAAUCGAAAACUAAACGUAUGGUAGGAACUGAUCAGUGUGACGUUAAAAACAUAUCUAACGUUGCAGAACGUCAAUUGAGUGAUUAAAAUUAUUUCCAGGGCUAACCUGAUCAAGGAUGACUUUCAAUUGAACAAGCGUAUACUAUUGUUCUACAGAAACAAGUCUAGAAAUUCAAAACUGGUUGUUAUUUGACCAUUUAAAUGUGUAAAAGUCAAUGUUUGUUUAUCGCCAGGCUAUAAAUGACAUGUCUAUCAUCCCUUUAGUGUUGCUACGUAUCUCUAAUUGGUAGCUGAUCCCUCAUUAAUACUCAACUACAUAACCGUCCCCUCCUUAAUUCGUAUUUAUUUGCAUUAACUUGUGAUCUCUAUUUUGACAGAUAAAAGAACGGGCACUGACUUCGUUCUUUAUUUUAUCUUAAAAACUGCCACAUCGGAAGGUGCCCUCAUGGUAAGUAACCAAUAAUAUGGUAAGUCGGUGUAUGGACAUAUUAAGGUAUAUUAGGUGUCAACGGCCUUCCAAUAGGGAUCUAUGGAGUAUCACUGAGCCGCAAGCCCUUAUCCCUUGCCGUGCUGCUCCCCCGUAGGCCGAUCAGACACCAGCGUAUUCCAUUCUAAGCCUCAGUUGCAUUAGAAUUUUAAACUGCUGUGUUAACUUCUUCUAUUUUUCUGUUCACCGGGCCAGGAUUUGAACUCACAUAACUCACAGUGAAGCUAUCUGACCGAUGUAAGGUAAUUUUUCUUAAAACACGUUAACACAUUUCUUAAUGUUCUUCAGGCAGCGAAAGAAUAGGCUCCUUGUCGUACUAUUGUUAUAUAAUUUAGGACCAAAAUGUUAUUUUUUUUAUUUUUACUCAUUAUCGUGCACUGUAGGAUCUUUUUUCAGAAAUCGUCUUAGAGCCAUUUGGCAUAUUAUAUACCUUUCAUUCCUUCAUGAUACCUAUACCACAGUUCUAGAACCCUGUACCAGUUUGUACAGGUUUAGUGGAUGAGCACCAAUGUUUUUGGAGUCACUAGGUAGUUUUCUUGGUGUUUUACGUCUGCAAUGCAUCAUAACCCUGUUGGGUCUUCGCCUUUCUGGAUAUUGCCUUCCAUUCAGACCUAUCCUGUGCCUUUCUCGUCAAUUGUCUUACGUUCAUAGUUUUCAGGUCGUCUUCCAACCAUCUCUUUCUAAGUCUUCUUUUUUUCGUCUUCCUAUCCGCUUCCAUUAUAAUAUUUUCUUUGUUAAUUUUGUAUCUCCUUGCCUCUGGACCUGUCUCAGCCAUGGCAGUCUCUGACUUAAUAAAUCUUACAAUAGCAUGACCUUCACUCAUUUCAUUAAUCUUAUCGUUUCUUCCGAGUCUGCAUGUUCCAUCUUCCUCUUGCACCGUCUUGUAUAGUAUGACCGUCUUUGAUUUGAGUUGCAACAUUCACCAGAUUUUAUUCAAUCCCAAUAGCCCGAUCACAUUUUCUGUGGUACUUUCAAGAUAUUUUUUAGCUGAAAGAAAAAAUACACACUCAAAACAUUGAACAUGUGUUCAGUUAAAGUGGACUAAGGCACCACUUGGUAUCGUUCCUCAUGUUACAAACUGGCAUCUUUCGCCAACACACCAAAAAUUAAAUUGCAUGUUGAUCGUGCAAUACUGUACUUUACCAAAUAUGAUAUUCAGGCUAUGUGGUACAUUGCAUGAAGUAAAACUCCCAUUUUCGAUGCCAUCUAUCUUAUGUAGGUACUAAAAUACAAUGCUUUAGUCCUUUGUAAGGUUCCUCUAACUACGUGGGUUGUACCAUUUUGAAAUCCACGAUUUACUUGGUUCGUCAGGAGGUCAACCUUAGCUAAAGUAUCUCCUCUUCACCAACACAAAGACAAUCCUGUAGAUCCCUACCUUGGCUAACUCUUCUCAAAGGUAGUUCGGCUAAUCGCUAUUACAAACAAUGUUGGCACCCGCUUGGUUAGAACAUUACACAUCGGCGCCCAACGUGGAGCCAAUAAAGUAACUUACAGUGCACAGAUUCUAGAGGUGCCGUUGUAGGAUGGCAUCUAUGCGCAGCAUUAUAGUCGGUGUAUGAGAGAGAAAGUAUUCGAAAUAAUGAAAUAACAAAUUUGAUAUUAUUUGUUAUUUCAUUAUUUCGAAUACUUUUGUCUCUCAUACACCGACUAUAUAAUACAGCGCAUAGACGCCAUUUCCCACCGGCACCUUUAGAAUCUCUGCACUGUACCUAAAUAUUUCGCAAUAAAAUCAUCCGUGGGAUGUUCGUGGGAACUCACAUAAAUAUGUUGCUUACCUAAAUUUUACACUAGACACAGGGUUGCCAGAUGUGUGUAUAUAUCCGAAAAUCUUCCUCACACUGACUUACCUUAUUCAGAAAUUAAUUUUCUUCUUUAGUAAAUCAGUAAGUUUUAAAAUGAAUUCAGCGUACUACGUAUAUUAAGAACAAAAACUCUAUGAUUAAAACGAAUGUAUCAAAAAAGCCAUAAAUGUGCUGAAUAUUCAUUAUAAUUUUGUAUAUUUUGUUUUAAAAGAAAUAUUAGAAUAUUAGAUAUAUGAUAUUAAUCUAAAACGUUACAAUAAUCUUAUUAUAUUAAAUUGUAAAGAAAACAUUGCUUUUUUCUGUUUUGUUGUAAAAUAUUAUGAGUACAUAUGAUUGGAUUUUAUGUAAGAUUGGAUGUAGAAAAGCACUGUUGAAUUUCAUUGUCGAAUAGAUGUGUAAUAAUUUUAGGCCAAAUAAAAGCUAUUAAAACAA